ACAUGAUGUUUAACCCAAUCCUCCUAAGUUGCUCUCAGCUGAAGACACUAGAAUGAUUAUCCGUAAACAAACAAAAAAGAAAGAAAAUUCUGAACCCCCACCAACGGGGCAAACCCCCGUCGACACAAUACUAUUCUCUCUUCAGGCUUUCCUCCUGAUACAACGCAUCUGCCCGCGCCCACCUCGUGCGUGAGGUCGUAUCGAAACCGAAAUGGUGCGGGAAACUCGAUUGGUACUCACUACCAAAUCUUGGAGAGGUUGAUUGACAACCGCGAAAUGGUGUCGCCGAGUAACUCUGUAAGGUUGCCCCCAUUAGAAGAAAUUUCUAGCUUCGUCUCUGGGUAUACCCAACUGUCUGUAGUACUUUGGAAGGUAUUUCGAAGUUGGAGAUAUCUUUCUAGCUGCAUUCCUUCAUGUUCUGCUCGAAAAGUUGGCCUCUCGCGACUUCCUCAACUUUGCCUGCCUAGGAGGAAUCGACAAAAAGCUGAUGGAAUGGAGGAAAAUAUUGUAUGCAAUUGCAGAGGUGCUGAAUGAUGCGGAAGAGAAGCAACUAAUCAGUGAGGCAGUCAAAUUAUGGCUGGAUGAUCUAAAAAACUUGGCUUAUGAUGUGGAGGACAUACUCGACAAGAUUUCCACUGAGAUGUUGCGACGCAAGCUAAAGGAGAAACAACGGGCUGGCAUAAGUAAGGUACGAAGCCUCAUUCCUAAAGUUAAAUUGUUGCAAUUUAGUAUGAACUCUGAAAUAAAGGAGAUUACUCAACGGUUACAAGAAAUAUCUAAACAAAAAGAUGAGCUCGGUUUAAUAUACAUUGGAACAACAACUACAAACAAGGCAUGGAGAAGGCCCCCGAGUUCAUCUGUGUUAAGUGGAGUACCCGUUGUUGGAAGAGAUGAUGACAAAGCAAAGAUUAUUGAACUGUUGUCCAGAGAUGAGCCUGCUACUGUCAAUUAUGAUGUAGUUGCCAUUGUUGGCAUGCCUGGUGUCAGGAAGACAACAUUUGCUCAAGUUUUGGUCAAGGAAACCAACGAUACGAUGAUACAGUUUAAUCCUAAGGUAUGGAUCUCUGUGUCUGACGACUUCAAUCUUGUAAGGGUAACAAAAACCAUUCUUGAAUCCAUCACAUCUCAACCCUGCCAUUUUGAGGAACUCAAUAACGUCCAAGAAAGCCUCAGUAAGGUAUUAGAAAGUAAAAAGUUUUUACUUAUUCUGGAUGAUGUUUGGAGCACAUGUGACUAUGAUAUGUGGAUGAAAUUACAGUCCCCCUUUCGUGCUGGAGCACGUGGAAGUAAGAUUCUUGUGACAACACGUGAAGCUAAAGUUGCAAGAACAAUGGGUGCUACUAAAGUUCAUAAUUUGCAGUGUUUAUCUAAUGAUGAUUGUUGGAAAGUAUUUGAGCAACAUGCAUUCGACAACAACAAUGCUCUGCAGCCAAAUUUUGUGUUACUUCGAGACAAAAUUGUUGCAAGGUGUGGCGGUCUGCCCUUGGCUGCAAGGACCCUUGGUGGUCUUUUACGUUGCAAAGAAAUUGUUGAAUGGGGAGAAGUUUUGAACAACAAACUAUGGAGUACAUCAAAUAAGAGUGAAAUACUCCCGGUAUUAAAAUUGAGCCAUCACUAUCUCCCUUCAAAUUUGAAGAGGUGCUUUGCCUAUUGCUCAAUUCUUCCAAAUGACUAUGAUUUUGCGGAGAAGCAAUUAAUCCUCCUAUGGAUGGCAGAGGGUUUGCUUCAGCUACCAGAAGAAAGAAAAGAAAUGGAAGAUAUAGGAGGUGACAAUUUUGCGGAGCUGUUAUCUCGGUCAUUAUUUCAAAGGUCGAGCAAAGCCAAUUCACUAUAUAUAAUGCAUGACCUUGUUGGCGAUUUGGCAAGGUGGCUGCAGGAGAGUUAUGUUUUAGACUCGAGGAUAAACCAAAUGGUACGUGUUCUUCUAAAACUUGCCAUAUUUCUUACACUUCUGGUAACUAUGAUGGGAUUAAAAAGUUUGAGGCAAUUUCUAAAUUCAAAUUUGACAAGCUUGAGGCAUUUUCUGAAGUCAAACGUUUGCGUACUUUCCUACCGCUUCCACUUUCAGAUGAUCCGCAUAAUUAUUUGACUAGCCAGGUUAUUCUUCAUUUAUUGCCAAUUCUGAAAUACCUGCGGGUGCUCUCUUUGUACAGCUAUCAAAUAACUGAGUUGCCGAAUAAUAUUGGGUAGUUGAACUAUAUGAAGUACCUUGAUCUUUCUCACACAUUAAUAGUGAGCUUUCUGGAAUCAACAAUCAAGCUUUACAGCUUACAUGAAGAAUUUGACUAAUCUACGUCAUCUCAGCUAUUUAAACAUGCCGGCUUUGCAAGGAAUGCCUCCACAGCUAAGUCAAUUGACUAAUCUGCAAACAUUGACUAAUUUUGUUGUGGGAAAGGGUGGUGAGUCAAGUGUGAGGGAGAUUGGGCCCAUGUUGCUUCUUUGAGGAACAUUGCGCCUCUCAAGAUUAGAAAAUGUGAUCGAUGUUGAGGAUGCAAGGAAAACAGACUUAAUUAGCAAGGAAGGGCUUAAUGCAUUGCACCUGGAAUGGAGUGACAAAAAGGAGAACGACGAAGGUGUGCUUGACAUGUCACAGCCACAUGGAAAUCUAGAGGAGCUCACCAUCAAGGGUUAUGGUGGUAUGAAAUUUUCAACAUGGGUUGGUGAUCCCUUAUUCUCUAACACGGUGCUUGUAAGGUUAGAGAAUUGUAAGAAUUGUGGAUUCUUGCCACCACUUGGGCAAUUGCUUUUUCUCAAGGAACUUUAUGUAAGUGGAAUGCCAGGAGUGGAAAGUGUGGGACAUGAGUUUUAUGGAAAUGGUAGCUUUUCGUUUCCACGGUUGGAGACUCUUGAGUUUGAGGAUAUGCAACGAUGGAAGGACUGGUUUCCUUGCCAAGGAGAUCAAGGAAUUGAAGUGUUUUCUAGCUUGAAAAGGCUCUCCAUCAAUAGGUGUCUCAAAUUGGAGGGUAGCUUACCUGAAAACAUUGGUUCAAUAGAAAAGCUUGAGAUUAUUCAGUGUGACAAAUUGGUGGCUUCAAUUGCAGGCUACAAACAACUUUCUACGUUACGUGUUCAGGAGUGUAAAGGAGUAGUGUGUGGAAUUAGGGUUGACUUGGAACAGCUCAAGGCUAUUACUCUUGCAUAUGUUCCAGAGUUCAGAUUUCAAACUAAGGGAUUCAUGACAGGAUUAAGGAAGGUUGAGAAGUUGACCAUUGCUGAAUGUAAUGACCCAGAAGUCGAGUGCCAUAUCUGAUUUCCCUUCGCAAUUUGUGUAUUUCAACAGACUCCAAACUUCAACAGUUGCAUCAGUUGGCAUCACUUCAAACACUUUACAUGUAUAAAUGUCAGAGUCAUCUUGUCUUGAAAGAGGAGGAAGAGGAGAUAGAGGGGUCUUCGUUAUCUUCUUCCCAUUGUCGGAGGAAAGAGGAGGCAUCUUGUCUUGAAACUAUGGCGAUAGUGGACUGUCCAUCAAUAACUUCCUUUUCAUCCAAAGGACAGUUAUCUUUACCAGCUCUUAAACACCUUGAAGUGAGUAAUUGCUACCAACUGGAGUCAAUAAGCGAUAGCUUAUUGUGGGAUAACACUUGUUUCGAAUUCAUUGAUAUCUAUGAUUGUGAAAACCUUAAAUCCCUACCCAAGGGCCUAUGCCACCUGACCAGUCUUCGGUUUUUCUAUCUUUGAAAUUGUGGAAGUCUUGUUUCCUUCCCCAGCGGAGGGUUUCCAACAAGAGCCGCCAACCUUUUUUACAUUGCUAUGGCCACUUGCUCGAAAUUGGACACCCUUCCACAUGGCAUGAACCUCAACUCUCUCGAGAAAUUGUCAAUUGCUUACUGCAACGGUUUGACACCCAUUCUCGAACAGGGUCUUUCCUCAAACCUUACUCAUCUUACAAUUUGGAAGCCUUACAAUUGUAAGCCCCUCUCCCAUUGGGGGUUGACAUUGAACAGACUCACCUCUCUUAAGGAGUUGUGGCUCAGUGGUGUAGAUCUUCGUCUGUCCUCUUUUCCUCCAGAGGGAGAAGAGAUGCUGCUCCCAAAAUCUCUCAUAAUACUCAACAUUUCAGACUUCCCAAAUCUGAGGCACCCAUCAAGUCAGGGCUAUCGAUUCCUCACCUCUCUUGAAUCUCUUGAAAUCCGUGAUUGCCCAAAGUUAGAAUAUUUUCCAGAGGAUUUAGCCCUUUCACUUACACAACUCCGCAUAUACGAUCACUGUCCAGUGCUAAGAAAGAGAUAUAAACCAGGUAAUGCAAAAGACUGGGCCAUAAUAGCUCACAUCCCCUACAUAGAUAUUGGGGACUUGCCAUUAGAACAAUGACAGCGUGCAUCCUUGAUCCCUCCAGGGAGCUAGGAGGACAUCAUAACGCUCAAACAAUUGGAGUACAAAUUACACCAGAUGCACCCGGAUCAAACUGAGGUGAAGUGUACAUAUGCAAUCUAACAUGCUCCGUAAAUAUCACGCAUCCCACAGAGUUUGCACUUUCUUGUCUAGUUCCAACCCGUUCCAUCAUUAUUCUUUCCUGCAAUCUCUGUGUUCACGUCUUGCACAUUCGAAUAUAAAAGGUGCUGGUCGGUUGUACAAGGAUGAAAAAGCGGUUAAGCAAUGGAUCUUCUCGUCUUUCACUAAUGUGAAGUUCGCCAUGCGGACUACUGAAGAUCAAUGGAGUAUUUCGAAUGCGCUUGGCAAUGUGAGGGUGCUGAGUUUGUGUGAAGAAUUUAGCGACAGCAUAAAACUGGAUUUUGGAAGAUUGCUAUGGGAUAUAGAGUUGAUCAAGCUAAUAUUUUUUGGUGGGUUCAGUCUGGUCUUCUUUCACUUGAGUGAAGCCAAGCUUGUACAGCCAGUCUUGAUCCAUGAACGGUUGUGAAAAGUGCUUCUAAAGAGAAUAAGUUCGUAGGGGAGGCCAAAGGAGAGAAGAUAAUUUACGUGAGUGGCUAGGGUAUUUGCAGCAGCAAGUAUACAAGGCAUGCGAUGCUUUUUGGUUUCGAUUGGUGAGGGAAAUUGAGUCCGGGCCGACACCUUUAGAGGAGAAAGAAAGUUGUUCUUGUGGUUUUUUAGGCAAUUACUCACUCAAAGAUAUUGGUGUUAGUACAUUUGGUUUUAGCUUUGUGGCUUUUAGGGGAAGAGAAUUGGUAUGUAUUUAUCUUUCUCCAUUUGUUCUUUGUUUGAGUGAGAGCUAUUGAGUCGAGUGUGUAAAAUUCGGGGUUUGAGAGUUAAAACUCUAUUUGUAAUCUCUUUUUUAUUAUUAGUGGAAUUUCCUUACCGUCU
Molecule: messenger RNA, 5259 nt
Organism: Malus domestica (apple)
Lineage: Eukaryota; Viridiplantae; Streptophyta; Magnoliopsida; Rosales; Rosaceae
Source: RefSeq, a predicted model, not a curated record